UUAUCAUGGAGCACCGAGCUGAUGUUGUUCCAAAGACUGCAGAGAACUUCCAAGCUUUGUACACUGGUGAAAAAGGCUUUGGGUACAAAGGUUCCACAUUCCACAGGGUCUUUCCAAAUUUCAUGUUCCAGUGUGGUGACUUCACAAACCACAAUGGAAAUGGGGGAAAGUCUCUUUAUGGCAACAAGUUUGCUGCUGAGAACUUCACCCUAAAGCACACAAGACCUGGUAUAUUAUCAAUGGCUAAUGCAGGGCCUAACACCAAUGGUUCCCAGUUUUUCAUCUGCACUGCUAAGACUGAGUGGUUGGAUACAAAGUAUGUUGUAUUUGGUUCUGUGGUGGAGGGAAUGGAAGUCAUUACCAAGGUAGAAUCAUUUGGCCCCCAAAAGUGGCAAACCCCAUAAGUUAGUAAAAAUCAAGGACUGUGGACAGCUCUGAGUUAACCAAUCAAGCUUCCUGAUGUGAUGAUUUUUUUCCCAGUACCCUCACCUACCCCAGAUCCAUCACAUUGAUACCAUUGU
Messenger RNA from Erpetoichthys calabaricus (reedfish), 521 nucleotides. RefSeq names its product peptidyl-prolyl cis-trans isomerase-like. The record is from RefSeq and is a predicted model, not a curated record. Gene Ontology annotation, cellular component: intracellular membrane-bounded organelle. NCBI's taxonomy places the organism in Eukaryota, Metazoa, Chordata, Cladistia, Polypteriformes, Polypteridae. Gene Ontology annotation, biological process: protein peptidyl-prolyl isomerization. Bases 6 to 404 code for a protein of 132 amino acids. The transcript has a single exon. Gene Ontology annotation, molecular function: peptidyl-prolyl cis-trans isomerase activity.